Molecule: messenger RNA, 3007 nt
Organism: Dipodomys ordii (Ord's kangaroo rat)
Lineage: Eukaryota; Metazoa; Chordata; Mammalia; Rodentia; Heteromyidae
Gene: Itch
Product: itchy E3 ubiquitin protein ligase
Exons: 24
Coding region: 189-2729 (846 amino acids)
Biological process (GO): protein K63-linked ubiquitination; protein K48-linked ubiquitination; ubiquitin-dependent protein catabolic process
Molecular function (GO): ubiquitin protein ligase activity; protein binding
Source: RefSeq, a predicted model, not a curated record
CUCGCUCUGGUCGCUGUGGUCGGGCUCGGGACCGGCUGCCAUCUUAGUCGAGGGACUGAGGAGUCGCCGCCGCCCCGAGUCCCGGUAACAUGCAUUUCACAGUGGCCUUCUGGAGACAACGCCUUAAUCCAAAAAAGUGACUUGAGCAGAGAACUUCAGGUUUGUUGUCCUGUUGUCUUGUUGGUGGUAUGUCUGACAGUGGAUCACAGCUUGGUUCAAUGGGUAGCCUGACCAUGAAAUCACAACUUCAGAUCACUGUCAUCUCAGCAAAACUUAAAGAAAAUAAAAAGAAUUGGUUUGGACCAAGUCCUUAUGUAGAAGUCAUAGUAGAUGGACAGUCAAAGAAGACAGAAAAGUGUAACAAUACAAACAGUCCCAAAUGGAAGCAACCCCUUACAGUUAUUGUUACCCCUGUGAGUAAAUUACGUUUUCGUGUGUGGAGUCACCAGACACUGAAAUCUGAUGUUUUGUUGGGAACUGCUGCACUAGAUGUUUAUGAAACAUUAAAGUCAAACAAUAUGAAACUUGAAGAAGUGGUUGUGACUUUGCAGCUUGUAGGUGACAAAGAGCCAACAGAGACAAUAGGAGACUUGUCAAUUUGUCUUGAUGGGCUGCAGUUAGAUGCUGAUGUUGUUACUAAUGGUGAAACUACAUGUUCAGAAAGUAAAGUGAACACAAAUGGAUCAGAUGACCCUGAUGAUUCAGGGUCUGGUGAAAAUAGGAGAACCAAUGGGAACAAUUCUCCAUCACUCUCCAAUGGUGGGUUUAAGCCUUCUAGACCUCCAAGACCUUCACGACCACCUCCACCCACACCUCGAAGACCAGCAUCUGUCAAUGGCUCACCAUCUACCACUUCUGAAAGUGAUGGAUCUAGUACUGGUUCUCUACCAUCAACAAAUACAAAUACCUCUGAAGGAGCAACAUCUGGAUUAAUAAUUCCUCUAACUAUUUCCGGAGGCUCAGGUCCUAGACCAUUAAAUACUGUAACUCAAGCUCCCCUACCACCUGGGUGGGAACAGAGAGUGGACCAGCAUGGGCGAGUUUAUUAUGUAGAUCAUGUUGAAAAAAGAACAACAUGGGAUAGACCUGAACCUCUACCUCCUGGCUGGGAGCGGCGGGUUGACAAUAUGGGACGUAUUUAUUAUGUUGACCAUUUUACAAGAACAACAACAUGGCAGAGGCCAACACUGGAAUCUGUCCGCAACUAUGAACAAUGGCAGCUACAACGUAGCCAACUUCAAGGAGCAAUGCAGCAGUUUAAUCAGAGAUUUAUUUAUGGGAAUCAAGAUUUGUUUGCUACAUCACAAAAUAAAGAAUUUGAUCCGCUUGGUCCUUUGCCACCUGGGUGGGAGAAAAGAACUGAUAACAAUGGCAGAGUAUAUUUUGUCAACCACAACACUCGAAUUACUCAAUGGGAAGACCCCCGAAGUCAAGGUCAAUUAAAUGAAAAGCCCCUACCUGAAGGCUGGGAAAUGAGAUUCACAGUGGAUGGGAUUCCAUAUUUUGUGGACCACAAUAGAAGAACAACAACCUACAUAGAUCCCCGAACAGGAAAAUCUGCCUUAGACAAUGGACCCCAAAUAGCCUAUGUUCGAGACUUCAAAGCAAAGGUUCAGUACUUCCGGUUUUGGUGUCAGCAACUGGCCAUGCCACAGCACAUAAAGAUUACAGUGACAAGAAAAACAUUGUUUGAAGAUUCCUUUCAGCAGAUAAUGAGCUUCAGUCCCCAAGAUCUGCGAAGACGUUUGUGGGUGAUUUUUCCAGGAGAAGAAGGUUUAGAUUAUGGAGGUGUAGCAAGAGAAUGGUUCUUUCUUUUGUCACAUGAAGUGUUGAACCCCAUGUAUUGCCUGUUUGAAUAUGCAGGGAAGGAUAAUUACUGCUUACAGAUAAACCCUGCAUCUUACAUCAAUCCUGAUCAUCUGAAAUAUUUUCGCUUUAUUGGCAGGUUUAUUGCCAUGGCUCUAUUCCAUGGAAAAUUCAUAGACACGGGUUUUUCCUUACCAUUCUAUAAACGUAUCUUGAACAAACCAGUUGGACUUAAAGAUUUAGAAUCUAUUGAUCCAGAAUUUUACAAUUCUCUCAUCUGGGUUAAAGAGAACAAUAUUGAAGAAUGUGGCUUGGAAAUGUACUUCUCUGUGGAUAAAGAAAUUUUAGGUGAAAUUAAGAGCCAUGAUUUGAAACCCAAUGGUGGCAAUAUUCUUGUGACAGAAGAAAAUAAAGAGGAAUAUAUAAGAAUGGUGGCUGAAUGGAGGUUGUCUCGAGGAGUUGAAGAACAGACACAAGCUUUCUUUGAGGGCUUUAAUGAAAUUCUUCCCCAGCAGUAUUUGCAGUACUUCGAUGCAAAGGAAUUAGAGGUACUUUUAUGUGGAAUGCAAGAGAUUGAUUUGAAUGACUGGCAAAGACAUGCUAUCUACCGCCAUUACACUAGGACAAGCAAACAAAUCAUGUGGUUUUGGCAGUUUGUUAAAGAAAUUGAUAAUGAGAAGAGAAUGAGACUUCUGCAAUUUGUUACUGGAACUUGCCGAUUGCCAGUAGGAGGAUUUGCUGACCUCAUGGGGAGCAAUGGGCCACAGAAAUUCUGCAUUGAAAAAGUUGGGAAAGAAAAUUGGCUACCCAGAAGUCAUACCUGUUUUAAUCGCCUGGACCUUCCACCCUAUAAGAGCUAUGAGCAACUGAAGGAGAAGCUGUUGUUUGCCAUUGAAGAAACAGAAGGAUUUGGACAAGAGUAACUUCUGAGAUCUUGUACUGCCCAAGGACAAGAACUUAUUUUGCAGUGUUUGUCCUUUUCCUUCUCUGCCUAUUGCACAUCUAGUUGUAAAAUUGGACUAUGACUGUUGAGAGAGUUAAUCUGAGUGUAAGUAAGUUAAUGUUAUCAUUGAAAUUGAUCUCUUGGUGAUUCUGGAUUUCUGUUCAGCAUUUCCAGAAAUCAGAUCUAUGAACACUUGUCAGAAACUUACUUAACAUGAGAUUUAACACACAAUGAAAUCUGCCUUGUCUUAUUCCACUA